Messenger RNA from Psammomys obesus (fat sand rat), 1915 nucleotides. It is a transcript of the gene Il4i1, whose product is annotated as interleukin 4 induced 1. The record is from RefSeq and is a predicted model, not a curated record. NCBI's taxonomy places the organism in Eukaryota, Metazoa, Chordata, Mammalia, Rodentia, Muridae. Gene Ontology annotation, molecular function: polyamine oxidase activity; L-amino-acid oxidase activity. The coding region runs from base 4 to 1899 and encodes 631 amino acids. The transcript is spliced from 7 exons. Gene Ontology annotation, biological process: amino acid catabolic process.
GCCAUGGGCGCCAGGAGAGCCCCCCAAAGGCCAGCAUGCACUGCACGUUUUGUCCUUUUGGCCAUCCUGCUUGGUCUGGCAGCCUCUAACAUGAGCCUUUUUGAGAAGUGUAUGAAAGACCCUGAUUAUGAGCAUCUACUCAAGGUGGUGACCUUGGGCCUCAAUCGGACCCUGAAGCCCCAGAAGGUGAUAGUGGUUGGUGCGGGUGCAGCCGGGCUGGUAGCCGCCAAGGUGCUCAGUGAUGCAGGACACAAGGUCACCAUCCUGGAGGCAGAUAACAGGAUUGGAGGCCGUAUCUUAACCCAUCGGGAUUGGAAGACAGGCUGGAUAGGGGAGCUGGGGGCCAUGCGAAUGCCCAGCUCCCACAGGAUCCUGCACAAGCUCUGCAAGACACUGGGCCUCAACCUGACUCAGUUCACACAGUAUGAUGAGAACACGUGGACGGAGGUGAAUGAUGUGAAGCUGCGCAACUAUGUGGUGGACAAGAUGCCAGAAAAGUUGGGCUACGACCUGAGCUACAGGGAGAAGGGCCGGUCCCCAGAGGACAUCUACCAGAUGGCACUCAACAAGGCCCUCAAAGACCUCAAGGCCUUGGGCUGCAAGAAAGCCAUGAAGAAGUUCAACAAGCACACGCUCCUGGAAUACCUCCUCAGGGAGGGCAACCUGACCCGGCCGGCCGUGCAGCUUCUGGGAGACGUGAUGUCCAAGGAGGGCUUCUUCUACCUCAGCUUCGAAGAGGCCUUACGUGCGCACAGCUGCCUGAGCGACCGAAUCCGGUACAGCCGCAUUGUGGGUGGCUGGGACCUGCUUCCGCGCGCACUGAUGAGCUCGCUGCCCGGGUCGGUGAUGUUGAAUUCGCCAGUGGUGGCGAUCACUCAGGGGAUGCACAAUGUGCACGUGCAUGUCGCUUCCUCGCUCCAGUCUCCCAACCUGAAGAUGCUGACAGCCGACCAGGUGUUGCUGACGGCCAGUGGGCCUGCUCUGCAGCGCAUCACCUUUUCGCCGCCCCUGUCACGUAGGAGGCAGGAGGCACUGCGCUCGCUACACUACGUGGCAGCCAGCAAGGUUUUCCUGAGUUUCCGCCGGCCCUUCUGGCGCGAGGAGCACAUUGAAGGCGGCCACUCCAACACCGACCGCCCAUCGCGCCUCAUAUUUUAUCCAGCGCCGGGCGAGGGCGCGCUGCUGCUGGCCUCGUACACAUGGUCAGACGCCUCAGCUCCCUUCGCUGGACUGAGCACUGACCAGGCCAUGCGUGUAGCGCUCAAGGACGUGGCAUCCCUGCACGGGCCAGCAGUGUUCCGGCUAUGGGACGGCACAGGCGUCGUCAAGCGCUGGGCAGAGGACCCACACAGCCAAGGAGGCUUCGUGGUGCAGCCACCAUUGUUCGGGCAGACGGACGAGGACUUUGACUGGUCAUCCCCCUAUGGCCGCAUCUACUUCGCGGGUGAGCAUACAGCCCACCCGCAUGGCUGGGUAGAGACUGCUGUCAAGUCCGCGUUGCGGGCCGCAGUGAAGAUCAAUAACCACGGGUUCGGGGCAAGCAGCCCCGAGAAACCAGUGGCCAGCCUCCAGGAGCAGAAGCCCAGCUCUGUGGAGCAGUUGUUCCAGGGAACAAAGCCCUCCAAGCAGCAACCUAUGUUCAUGGAGGCUAUCCCUGCACUGCAAGGGCACAUGUUUGAGGAGCGCAUCCCCCAGAAGGGGCGUGCGCAUCUGCACCAGAAUGCCAACCCCAAAGUGCGUGAACAUGGAGAACACAGGCAAGUGGGAUUUGGUCCCCAGCAACACACACAUCUGCGUGGAGAGGCGGGCCAUUCUUCGUGGAAAGGGGAUGUGGACACCCAGCUCCCAACCCAGCCCUUCUCUCUAGAGCAGACCACCCAGGAUGAUGGCCCACAAUAAAGUUAUUUUUGUUAAA